Planococcus citri (citrus mealybug) is the source of this 1367-nucleotide messenger RNA. RefSeq names its product Glycogen binding subunit 76A (gene Gbs-76A). Gene Ontology annotation, biological process: regulation of glycogen biosynthetic process. Lineage: Eukaryota; Metazoa; Arthropoda; Insecta; Hemiptera; Pseudococcidae. Gene Ontology annotation, molecular function: glycogen binding; protein phosphatase 1 binding. The transcript has a single exon. Gene Ontology annotation, cellular component: protein phosphatase type 1 complex. The record is from RefSeq and is a predicted model, not a curated record. Bases 174 to 1283 code for a protein of 369 amino acids.
AUCAGGGACCAAUUUUCGCAUUUGAGUCGAUUCGCUGUUUGGAUUUCGGAAUAGACUACGGAGAAGAAAGAAGAGUUCGCAGUUUGCGCCGCUUAUUCGUCAAAUUAUGACGUGUGACACUCGCAACGGCGAUACUUUUGAUUCGGCACAAGGAGGCGAAAGGCGAGACAACGAUGCCCGAUAAUUGGACGCAUUCGGUCAGCGUUUUCGAUUUGAGCGUUCAAAUAAGCUCUUACACCUCCGUACAAGCCUGGUGGACGCAAAUGGAUCACAACGUGGACGAAGAAGCGACCAACGGUGGCGAUCAUAUGUAUCGCUAUCAUCGUGAAUUCACGAUGAAGCAGCCAGAAAUGAGCGGAGAUUCGCCUUCGUCUUCGCCCGCUUUACACGUAUCGUCGCCAGUGCCCGAUACGAAGUCGACGACCGUGUUUUUUAGCAGCGCAGCAGGCAAAGAUGACGAAGGCGAAAAAGUAAUUCGCAGGUCGUCUUCUUUGAGAGUGCACAAAGAAUGCACGUCGACGACACCGGCGCAAAAAAAGAUUGUCAGAUUCGCCGAUGUUCUAGGUUUAGAUUUGGCGAGCGUUCGCACGUUUCUGGAUGAAUUGCCGAAUGUGCCAAAUUCCGCGUACGGUUACCACGAAGAAGACGCGGACAAGAGUCCGUCGAGGCCACCAGCAUCACUGCUGCGAAAAAGCGACUCUGAGUCGUCGCUGCCGUUGCCAUUACCAUUACCAUCCGAGUCGUACGUUUGCGAAACCAAAUCACUCUUACCUCUGUUCAAAUCGCCGAUCGAGUGGCACGAUUUGGUCAAUCGGAUUCGCGACAAUCGCAUUUGUCUGCAGUCGGUUUCGGUCCACGAUACGCCCGUGUGCCAUUUAAAAGGUCGAAUAAAAGUACAAAACUUGGAUUAUCGCAAAAACGUUUACGUACGUUACACGUUGGAUGGAUGGAAAACGUACGACGAAGUGCAAGCCUCUUAUUUACCGCCGUCCGAGUCCAACGACAACGAUAACAACGUCCAUCUAGGCCUUCAUCAACUGCUGUUGGACGAAUUCACUUUCGUCAUUUACAUUUACAACGUUGUCGCUGUUGGCCAAAAAGUCGAAUUCGCCAUCAGGUACCUUUGCCGCGAUUCCGAACAUUGGGAUAACAACUACGGCCAUAAUUACACGUUUCAGUGCUGUCUCGAUACUCCUGCGUUACCGUCCUACUUUCAUUGUAACGCUAACGCCAAUAUUUCACCAUCUGCAUCUUGUACAGAUAAUUUUCAUUCAUUUUACUGAUGGCUGCAGAUGGCUGACGAUGACGGUAGUGACGGUGUGAUGAGUGAUGUGAAAUUGAAAAAUGAAAUACAUAAGUAGGUGCGA